AUGGCAGAUGCUUGGGACAAGCGUGGCGCUCAACUUUACGAGUCGAGACUCAAGGUGAAAUGGAAUCGAUCGACGCUGUACAACGCCUUGAUCUUGGGCGUAUGCAACUUUUGUGCACCGGGAAUAUGGGGUGCAAUGAACUCGCUUGGCGGUGGAGGCCAGCAAGAUCCAUGGCUUGUGAACGCCGCCAAUGCUCUCACCUUCUGCUGCAUGGUGCUCACUUGUGCUUUCUCCGGAGUCUUCGUGAAAUACCUGGGAAUCAAAUGGACACUCAUCCUCGGAGCUGCGGGAUACUGUCCUUAUGCUGCGGGACUCUAUUGUAACAAUCGAUACGGUAGCUCAUGGUUCGUGCUGCUGGGCGCCACGCUCUGCGGGCUAGGCGCUGGGAUAUUCUGGAUGGCAGAGGCUGCGAUCGCGUUGUCCUACCCCGAACCUUACAACAAAGGCAAACUUCUGGGCAUUUGGCUCUCAUUCCGCAUUGCCGGGCAAGUGCUCGGAGGAGCGAUCAAUCUAGGACUCAACGCAGAGCGCAAUCAUGCGGGAUCGGUGUCAUACUCUGUGUUCCAGGUGUUCAUAGCUCUCCAGGCACUCGCGCCCUUUGCCGGCCUGCUCUUGACCGUGCCGCACAAGGUGCAGCGAACGGAUGGAGUCACUGUGUCUUGCUCCAUCAGCAAGGACGAAAGCAUCCGGAAGGAGCUUUGGGCUACAGCGAAGCUCUUCGCCGGCAGGAACUUUCUCCUGGUCAUCCCGCUCAUCUCUCAGGCGGUCUUUGCAGAAGCCGUCUUCUUCACCUUCCAAGGCUUAUGGUUCACGGUUCGUGCGCGUGCCCUCGGCUCUUUCUUGUCCGGAUUGAUGGCCAUGGCGGCUGGCAACAUUCUCGGCCUCUUCUUGGACAACAAGAAACUCGCUGUCAGGCUUCGCGCACGCGGUUCGUUUGCGCUGAUCAUGACCCUUCAAGGAGCUUGGUGGAUAUGGGGGACUGUCCUCGUCACACAAUACAACAAACGCAGGCCGGUAUAUGACUGGGUCGAUGUAGGCUUCGGAAGAGGCUUCGCGUGGUUCCUAUUCAUGGUCGGCUCCUUCCAGACCAACUACAUGUACUUGUACUUCGUCGUGGGAAGUCUGGCCAAGAAUGAUGCUGAGAUUGUGAGGUAUGCGGGCCUUCUGCGCGGAACCGAGUCGGCGGCACAGGCUGUAUCGUAUGGUCUUGUGAGCGUCAGUACUAUGGGCAGGUUUGGCUGCGUAUAUCUCAACUUCGCAUUGUGGGCGGUUUCCAUUGUUCCCGCUUGGUUCGUGAUCAAGGACAUCGGCAUUCGAAUAGGAAACCUCGAAGCAGCACCGAUAUGGCUACUGAAGUGA
Pseudocercospora fijiensis CIRAD86 is the source of this 1359-nucleotide messenger RNA. RefSeq lists its product as uncharacterized. The record is from RefSeq and is a predicted model, not a curated record. The transcript has 4 exons. The coding region runs from base 1 to 1359 and encodes 452 amino acids. Lineage: Eukaryota; Fungi; Ascomycota; Dothideomycetes; Mycosphaerellales; Mycosphaerellaceae.